Jatropha curcas is the source of this 2409-nucleotide messenger RNA. The record is from RefSeq and is a predicted model, not a curated record. NCBI's taxonomy places the organism in Eukaryota, Viridiplantae, Streptophyta, Magnoliopsida, Malpighiales, Euphorbiaceae.
CAAUAGUAAUAGCCCACUCCCAACAAUCUCCAAACAUAGCCUCUGCCAUGAGAGGGUUUUUGGUUAGGGUUUUUCGAUCUAAGCUAUCAAACACUAACAAAUGGCGUCUCUAAUGGCGAUUCGGCGUUCAAGGAAUUGGAAAUUGGUUUCUUCUUCAUCUUCUCCUUCGGUUUUCAAGGUACGGUCUAUUCUGCAUUCUGAUUUCUUUUACAAUAGAACUUUAAUCCUCUCCAAAACCCUAAGCUCUUCCUCUGCUGUUCCUGAUAACUAUCAAAGACCUCUUCCUUCUAGUUAUCAAGAUGAGAGAAACCUUAAUCGCCAAUGGAAUCAGUGGAAUGCACAGCAACAACCUCCUCAAUAUGACAAAAAUCAGUUCAAUUACCAAAAUAGAGGGUACUCUAAUUCAUUUCCUCAGCAACAACCACACCAGAACCCUAAUCAAUGGAAUUCUCAGGGUCAGAAUUCUCCCAAGUACCCAAACCGUAAUCAAAUGAACCCUAACCAGUGGAGUUCUUCAACUCACAAUUUUCCUCAACACCAACCGCAACAAAAUCAUAAUCAGUGGAUCUCUUCAGCUCACAAUUUUCCUCAACACCAACCGCAACAAAACCAUAAUCAGUGGAACUCAUGGCCUCAAAAUUAUCCCCAAAACCAAAACCACCAAAACCCUGCUCAGGUUAAUCCUAAUGUACAGGAUCAUCGCCAAUCUAGAAGCUCAAAUCAAUGGAACAAUCAAAAUCAGGGUUACCCACAAGCUAGAAACCCUGACCAGUGGGCUCUGCAGGGACAAAAACCUAAUCAAGGUCAAGUUCGCGUGGCCUUGGAGGCUUCAGCCCCAUUGGGUAAUGCUGAUGAGAGUAUUCGCGUUCCAGCUCCUGCAAUAGUGGAUUUGAUGCGAUUGUGUCAGGAGGGAAAGAUUAAGGAAGCCAUUGAGAUAUUGGAUAAGGGGGUUAAAGCUGAUGCUAAUUGUUUUUAUAAUUUGUUUGAGUUGUGUGUGAAACAUGAGGAUGCAAAAAAGGUACACGACUACUUUUUGCAAUCAACAUUAAGAGGUGAUCUUAAAUUGAAUAAUAAGGUGAUUGAAAUGUAUGGGAAAUGUGCAAGUAUGACUGAUGCUAGGAGAGUUUUUGAUCAUAUGCUAGAGAGGAAUAUGGAUUCAUGGCAUUUGAUGAUAAAUGGGUAUGCAAGUAAUAGUUUGGGAGAUGAGGGGCUACAAUUGUUUGAUGAGAUGAGGAAGUUGGGAUUGAAACCGACUGAGCAGACAUUCCUGGCGGUUCUCUCUGCUUGUGCUAGUGCAGAGGCAGUGGAGGAAGGAUUUUUACAUUUUGAGUCAAUGAAGAACGAGUAUGGAAUUAAUCCAGGGACUGAACAUUAUUUGGGGGUUAUAGAUAUUCUUGGAAAGUCUGGUUAUGUUAAUGAAAUUGAAGAGUAUAUUCGAAAAUUACCGUUUGAGCCAACUGCAGAAAUCUGGGGUGCAUGGAGGAAUUAUGCUCAGAUUCAUGGAGAUGUUGAUAUUGAAGAUCGUGCUGAGGAGUUGACGGUUGCUCUUGACCCGACAAAGGCUGUUGCCAACAAAAUUCCUACUCCUCUACCAAAGAAGUAUAGUGCAAUCAGCAUGCUUGAAGGAAAGAAUAAAAUUAUUGAGUUUCGGAAUCCUACUCUUUACAAAGAUGAUGAGAAACUCAAGGCUAUGAGUAAGAUAGUGAGUUAUGUUCCGGAUACCAGAUAUGUUCUUCAUGACAUUGAUCAGGAAGCUAAAGAGCAAGCUUUGCUGUAUCACAGUGAACGAUUGGCAAUUGCAUACGGUCUUAUCAGUACUCCUGCAAGGACACCUUUGAGAAUCAUCAAGAACCUCCGGGUGUGUGGUGAUUGUCACAACGCUAUCAAGAUAAUGUCUAGGAUUGUUGGAAGGGAAUUGAUUGUUAGGGAUAACAAAAGAUUUCAUCAUUUCAAGGAUGGCAGUUGCUCUUGUGGAGAUUACUGGUGAAGAUAUUGUCACUUUGAACAUCCAUUGUAUGUAUUAAGUGACACUAUUUCUCUUUUGGGAAUUUUACUGGUGAAGAUAUUGUCACUUUGAACAUCCAUUGUAUGUAUUAAGUGACACUAUUUCUCUUUUGGGAAUUUUACUGGUGAAGAUAUUGUCACUUUGAACAUCCAUAGAGUGUUGUAACUUUGGAGCCAUAUCUGCUACCAUGGACGAGAUAUCAACUUUUUUUAUUGCUUCGCAUGUAGGGUAUGGUUGUUCUAAUUCUCAAUCAGUUAUUUGUUAUGAUAUUCCUAUGGUUCACAUUUUUGGCCCUUUCAUGUUUCCUUAUAUAUCUUUUUUUUUUUUCCCAAGGCUCCAAAUGAAGGUCUUUAAAUUUAACUAUACAAAAUAAUGAAAAACUAGUCUUGGGAUUUUGUAGUUGA